GAUAAAAUAUUAUAAGAAAAAUGAAGGAGAAGAGAGCUUUGUUGAAGUCAUUGAUCUUAUUCAUGUUGUUUUCUACUUUAACCAUCGAAAUGGUGGCUGCGGAGAGCUACUGCAAGGCGCAACGUCGGGUAUUAGUGAACGCGUGCAAGAGGUUGAUUUUUAGGCAGUCUCCGACCAUUGAUUGUUGUGUUAGAAUAAGGAGAACUCCUAUGUGGUGUGUUUGUUCUAUUGUAACUCCUCAGCUCGCAGCUCUCGUUAAUGCUAAUGAUGUCACUUACAUUGUUGGGGUCGUUCGUCGAUGCGGUCGACCCGUAGCUCGCGGUACUAAGUGUGGAAGUCUUACAGCUCCAUGACCAUGAUCAGUUCGUGGCGGAUAAGAAAACAUCGGCGUGUAUGAAUACUAUCGUCUAUAAAGCAAUAUGUAAUUGUCCGUUGAAGCGUUGUCUUAGUUAUGCCACUAAUCCUAUAUGUGGAAUAAACUAGUUUUUACAAAAAUCUUAUAUCCAAUUUGAAUAAAUUCACUUCACGGACUAAGUAUGUGGAUAGAUACUAUGUGUUUUUAAAUUAAAACUAGAUUGGGAAAUAAUUAUAUUGGAAGGUCUUUUUAUUUGGAUCAGCAA
Messenger RNA from Capsella rubella, 620 nucleotides. RefSeq lists its product as uncharacterized. The record is from RefSeq and is a predicted model, not a curated record. The transcript has 2 exons. Lineage: Eukaryota; Viridiplantae; Streptophyta; Magnoliopsida; Brassicales; Brassicaceae. The coding region runs from base 21 to 353 and encodes 110 amino acids.